AUAUAUAUAUAACAAUAAUCAUUAUCAUCAUUAUAAUUGACUUUACUAUAUAGUACAUAUAUUAAUCAUCAUCAUUAUCAUGGGAUUUAGUUGUAUUUGUAUUCGAAAUAAUGAGGAACCAACACCACCAUCUGCAGUUGAAUUAUCUUCAUCACCCAAUAAUAAUAAUAAUGGAUCAAACAAUAAGAAAACUAAACCAGUUCCUCCAUCACCUAAAGAUAAGAGGGAUUUGUCAGAUGUUGCAGUGUUAGCCGAAUGUUGUAAGAAACUAUUAACAAUUGAUACUAUUCAAUAUAUAUUUGAGUUUUGUGAUUUCCUAGGAGAACAAGAAACACCGAGUAUUUUACUGCAAAAAUCAAUUUUUACUAAAUAUAAGAGUAAUAUAAGGAGAAAUAGAAAUAGUGGAGUUUCGAAUAAUCAACAUCAUGAUGAAGAAAUUGGAAGUGGAGUGUUUUUAUCGAGUAAUAAUUCCAUCAAGGAGAGCCAAUAUGUCAAUUUACUGCCAUCAUCAAGAGUUUCAUCACCAGCAUCACCUACUUCAGCAGGAGCUCAUCAAUUUUCACCAUCUGCUUCUGUAUUCGAUAUUAAAAAUGUUAGAUUUGAGUUUCCAAAUGUGUUGGAAGAGUUUUCCAGUAUUUGGAGUACAUUUACUAUCAUUCAAACCUCCUUCAUUUAUUGA
Molecule: messenger RNA, 679 nt
Organism: Naegleria gruberi
Lineage: Eukaryota; Heterolobosea; Eutetramitea; Acrasida; Naegleriidae
Exons: 2
Coding region: 80-679 (199 amino acids)
Source: RefSeq, a predicted model, not a curated record